Molecule: messenger RNA, 2470 nt
Organism: Carcharodon carcharias (great white shark)
Lineage: Eukaryota; Metazoa; Chordata; Chondrichthyes; Lamniformes; Lamnidae
Product: antigen peptide transporter 2-like
Exons: 11
Coding region: 64-2214 (716 amino acids)
Biological process (GO): antigen processing and presentation of endogenous peptide antigen via MHC class I; transmembrane transport
Cellular component (GO): endoplasmic reticulum membrane; TAP complex
Molecular function (GO): ATP binding; MHC protein binding; ATP hydrolysis activity
Source: RefSeq, a predicted model, not a curated record
UCUGGGACUGAAAGUGAAAGCUCUCCCCGGGCCGGGACACUCUGCUGCCGGCGGUUGUGCAGGAUGUUUUCCCCGGGCUGCGGGCCGUGUCCCUGGGCUCUCUCCCUCUCGCUGGCUCCGGCUCUGUUCCACCUGCUCCUCUCUCCGCUGCUGCCGCCGCUCUGGGAGCCUCUGGCCCCGGCUCUGCUUGUACCGGGGGCCCUGGCUCUGGGUCUGAUCCUCGGGCCUCGGCUCGGCUCUCUGCGGGGCCCCGUGCUGCUUUACACGGCCUGCUCCAGCCUGCUGCCCCCGCUCCACCGCCUCCUGCUCGGGGCCCCGGGCCUGGGCCUCUCCUGGCCGCUCCUCCUGCUCUCACACUCGGCCUCGGGCCUGGCUCUGGGGAUGCUGGAGACGGUGCUGCCGGGCCCGGGGGAUCGGCUGGUCGGAGCGGGAGCGGGAGAGGCCCCGGCCCCAGCCCCGGGCUUCCACCGCCGCAUCGGCCGCCGCCUCCUGACCUUGUCCCGCCCGGACCUCCUCCCACUGAGCGGGGCCUUCACCUUCCUCGCACUGGCUGUGAUCGGGGAGAUGUUUAUUCCCUAUUACGCGGGGAAAGUGAUUGAUUUGCUGAGCUCUCGCUAUGACCAUCGAGCCUUCCUCAUCGCCAUUUUCUUCAUGUUUAUGACGUCCAUGGGAGGCUCCAUUUCAGCAGGUCUCCGGGGAGGGCUCUUCAUGUUCACCAUGUACAGGCUCAACAAACGGGUUCGAAAUCAGCUCUUCUCUUCCCUGGUACAGCAGGAAAUUGGCUUCUUUGAGGCAACUCGGACUGGUAACAUCACCUCGCGCCUCUCCACUGACACCACACUCAUGAGUCGUUCCAUCGCAGCCAAUGUGAAUAUCUUACUGCGUAGUUUGGUGAAGACAGUCGGGAUCCUUUUCUUCAUGUUCUUCCUCUCGUGGCAACUCACCUUGCUAAUGUUUAUAGAGUCUCCCCUCACCAUAAUCAUUCAGAAGCUCUAUAAUAAGUAUCACAUGACGCUGGUCCAAGAGGUGCAGGAUUCCAUCGCUAAGUCAAACCAACUGGCCGGAGAGAUCGUUUCAGGGAUAAGAACAGUCAGGAGUUUCGCUACUGAGCACGAGGAGUCGGAACUGUUCGAGGAGAAGCUCCAGGCAACACACCAACUCAAGACCAAACGGGAUAUUGUUAGAGCGGUGUAUCUAGUGUGUCUCAGGCACGUACAGCUUGCCAUGCAGCUGAUCAUGUUGUACUGUGGACAGUACCUGAUACACAGAGGACAGAUGAGCAGUGGGAAUCUUGUUGCUUUUAUAAUAUACCAAACGGAUUUUGGAGUUUAUGUGCGGACCUUGGUUCACAUGUACUCCGAGAUGAUUCAUUCAGUGGGAGCAGCAGAGAAAGUCUUUGAAUAUCUAGAUCGGAAGUCCAGUGUUCCGACUGAUGGGAAACUCGUAGUCGAGAAACUGAAAGGACAUGUGAAAUUCCAGAACGUGUCCUUCUCCUACCCAACAAGACCUGACAUCCAGGUCUUAAAGAAUGUGUCCUUUGAGCUGAAGCGUGGAGAGAUCACAGCCCUGGUGGGUCCCUCUGGUGGGGGGAAGACUACCUGUGUGGCUCUGCUGGAGCGAUUUUAUCAACCACAGUCUGGAGAGAUAUUGCUGGAUGGGAUACCAAUUGAGGAAUAUGAACACAAAUAUUAUCAUAACAAGUUGGGUCUCGUGGGACAGGAACCUGUACUGUUUGCCCUCUCGGUCCAGGAGAAUAUCUGCUACGGCCUCCCAAACUGCCCAAUGAGUUCCGUCAUUGCAGCAGCUCAAAGAGCCAAUGCUGAUGUAUUCAUCAAGAGACUGGAGCAUGGAUACAACACAGAUUUAGGAGAAGCAGGUGGACAGCUCUCUGCCGGAGAGAAGCAGAGAAUAGCCAUUGCCCGAGCCCUCAUCCGACAGCCAGAGAUACUCGUGCUGGACGAGGCCACCAGCUCACUGGACGUGGAGAGUGAGCACACGAUCCAGCAGACCUUAUCGAGGGACACGGGGCAAACCAUUCUGGUCAUUGCGCAUCGCCUGAAGACUGUGGAAAAGGCUGAUAAGAUCAUUGUGAUUGACAAUGGGAAGGUGGUGGAAGCGGGAAAACAUGAGAAAUUACUGGAACAAAAAGGCUACUAUUUUCGCCUGCUGCAGAGACUGUCUCAUAAUGGGGAACAGGAACAUGCUCAGUUUUAACAAAACUGUGCAGAAUAACACAGAUCAGGACCAUGUUAAGCACACUGUGGAGCACCUGAGUGCAGAGGGCUGAGGCUCAUUGAUGCAAGUCACCCUCCUCUUAAAUCCAUAUGCCCUUAAUUUUACAGUUUUAGUCUCUUCUGUUUUGUUUCUGUGCAUUUUGAAUGGAUCUACUGCUGUAAUCACUAACGGAGCCAACACUGUUAAGUCUUGUAAUUAGAAAUAGGCAAGUAAACCACGUUUCAGUUACUUUGUA